GACGGACAUGACACAAACAGACAAACAGCAUCUAACACAUGAACAAAACUGAAAUAAAAAAAACAGAAGCAUCAAUGAAACUCAGAAACCCCCUCAGAUCAUGACAUUACCAAGAUUUUCACAGCAAGUCUUCAAGAGUCAAUGAAUCUCUUCUUGAAAGUUGACCAAUCAAUGUUUGUUUUACCCAUUUGUCGCAUUGUUAUCCUUCUAAAUGGCCUUGGUAGUCCUUCAAAAACCUUUGGAAAAAGGAAGAAAAUCGCAUCUAAGAGAGCUUGGGCAGCUUUGCACAAAAGUGUUUAGAAGCACAUAAAAUGGAAACAAUAUUUAUAAAAAAAAUCUGAUGCAACCACACAAGGUGAAAAGAGUCACUGCAAAGCCACCAACUGGUUCAGUAAUGCCCAUUAUAUAGGUAGUUAUAUUGCAAUAUGGCAAAACCUGAUUUCAAACACAGGAAAAAUUCAUUGUCAUGCAUGAAGCGGUAAAAACUAAAAUUAUUAAAAAUGCAUUAAAAUUCAGAUAAUAUGGUUGAUUUAUGUGCAUCUCCCUUUUAAUUUUAGGUUUAAUAUUCAAAUAAAUAGAGACUCGCCAAGAGAGAGAGAGUGAGAGUGGGAAGCGGCUGCAGCAGCGACAACAGCUGGGUUAAAGAGUCAGUCACACAUCCACAUGCACCUGUAGAAUAGGGAUAUUGCCUGAGCUCUGAACAAAGGGGGUUUAUUCUUCUCUCCAAGUUCGCCUCGGAGUUACAGACACUUUUUUAAAACGAUGGCAGCAGCCUCGACAAACUCGGGACAGGGUUCCUCCAAAAUUACUCCCGAAGUGCUGCAGGAGAUGCUUCAGUUCUACAACCUGAGCCGCCGGGAGUUCAUCAACACUUACAACAUCCAGCCGCUCGUCUACAUCCCCGAGCUGCCGUACAGCGCCAAGACCACCUUCGUCAUCAUGUAUGUGGUGAUCUUCGUCCUGGCUCUGGCUGGAAACAGUCUGGUCAUCUACAUAGUUUUAAAGAAGCGGGCGAUCCAGACAGCCACGGAUAUCUUCAUCUGCUCCCUGGCAGUCAGCGACCUCCUCAUCACUUUCUUUUGCAUACCUUUCACUUUGUUGCAAAACAUCUCGUCUGAAUGGUUUGGAGGGGUUCUCGUUUGCAAGACGGUCCCUUUUGUGCAGACCACAGCCAUAGUGACCGGCAUCCUCACAAUGACCUGCAUCGCCAUUGAAAGAUACCAGGGCAUUGUCUUCCCUCUGAAAAUGAGGCAUCAGUACUCAUCCAGACGAGCAUACAAGAUGUUAGGGCUUGUAUGGAUUGCCUCGGUGAUUGUGGGUUCACCGAUGCUAUUUGUGCAACAACUAGAGGUGAAGUAUGACUUUCUGUACGAUCACUACCAUGUGUGCUGUCAGGAGAGUUGGACGUCUGUGACUUACAGGCAGGCGUACACCACCUUCAUCAUGGUGGCUUUGUUUCUACUUCCUCUGGCAGCUAUGCUGUUCCUCUACACACGCAUUGCUAUUGAGCUGUGGAUUCGCAAGAGGGUUGGCGAUGUUUCGGUCCUCAACACCAUGAACCACAGGGAGAUUGGUAAGAUCUCCAGGAAAAAGAAAAGAGCAGUUAAAAUGAUGGUCACGAUUGUCUUGCUUUUCACCAUUUGCUGGGCGCCUUUCCACACAGUCCACAUGCUAUUUGAGUACAAUGAUCUGGAGAAGAAGUAUGACGGUGUCACCCUGAACAUGAUCAUCGCCAUUGUUCAGGCCAUCGGGUUCUUUAACAGUUUUAACAAUCCAAUUGUUUAUGCCUUCAUGAACGAAAACUUCAAGAAGAGCUGCAUCUCCACCCUCUCAUACUGCCUCCGUAAACCGAACCACCAGGGUGCUGCCACGGUGCCUCCGAGAUUGAGUGUUCAGUUCAUCAAACCCCAAAGCAGAGAAGCCUUCAUGAAUGCAGACGGAGGCAACAGUUCGGAGCAGCGCUCUGCAGACAACAGUGCUUCAUGCUCAUCGCACAGAGAGAGCUCCCUGGGAAUUAUUGGAGAGAAAAUUUCAACCAUCUAAACUGAGUUCCCUCCGAACAGCUCCUCUCAAAUCAAAUAAGAUGUUAAGAUGCUUUCACUUUGGGAAUCUGCUGUUUUUAAUCAUCUGCUGCCAGAGGAUAACAGCAGCUUUGAGAGUGUGACAAAUACAAGAACUCAAGGCUCCACUGCUUUUCUGCAGUGCUUAAAGCAGUCAGGAGAACAGCAGGAAGAAUAUCAGGGUUUAUUAAAUAGAACGAAGGAAUUUUAAUGUAAAUAGACACAGCAACAGAAACAGUGCUGAGACACUGAGAUAACAGUUUGUGAUCGAAAUUGAGAAUUCACUUGUUCUUUAAAUGGAAUCUAAAACUUCA
Molecule: messenger RNA, 2374 nt
Organism: Girardinichthys multiradiatus
Lineage: Eukaryota; Metazoa; Chordata; Actinopteri; Cyprinodontiformes; Goodeidae
Gene: qrfprb
Product: pyroglutamylated RFamide peptide receptor b
Exons: 6
Coding region: 763-2043 (426 amino acids)
Biological process (GO): G protein-coupled receptor signaling pathway
Cellular component (GO): membrane
Molecular function (GO): peptide binding; neuropeptide Y receptor activity
Source: RefSeq, a predicted model, not a curated record